Messenger RNA from Cyprinus carpio (common carp), 1008 nucleotides. RefSeq lists its product as uncharacterized. Bases 166 to 993 code for a protein of 275 amino acids. NCBI's taxonomy places the organism in Eukaryota, Metazoa, Chordata, Actinopteri, Cypriniformes, Cyprinidae. The transcript is spliced from 7 exons. The record is from RefSeq and is a predicted model, not a curated record.
UUGGGGACUCCAAAUCCCAGGAGACACUGCGAUUGAGUUCCAGCUCCACCGUUGCCAUAGAUACACUCGCUAUCCAAGUGACUAGCACAACGCAGCCAAGUUUGCGAAGGUGGCCAAACUGUCAACAUUUCUGAAGCAGGCAUUGAAGCGGGUCUGUUGUGAGCGAUGGAGGGAUGCAUGGUUCGUCUCCACAGUGUCCACUUCAGGGGUGCUUUCAGUGCUCAGCCCAUCAUAGUCAACUUCCACGAACUCUUCCAAACCAGAGAUGCUCCUACAAUUCUGCCUAUGGUAAAGAAUGAGGAUGUUCUGCGGGCUGUGGUGGCUCUAUUUGACACCUCCUUGCCUGAAAUCGGCCCCAGAGAUGUGCAUGAAACAGUACACUACCCUGGGAUACAUACUAUUAUUUUGUCACAAGACCAUGCAGAUGUUUUAGAGGACUAUAGAGGGAGAGCUUCCCAAAAGGGGACAAAUUUGAGCCCAGUACCCUGUAAAACAAAAGUGGAAGCUGAUUCCACACACAAGCUGCUGACUGAGCUAUACAGCGACUCUGAAGAGAGUACAGUGGAAACCUCAGAGGAGAUAAUAGCAACGGAGACAAGUAUCAGUUGGUCUUGGGAGCGAUUCUGUGAAGGCCUCCAGGAAUUUGUAGACGGAGCGAGGGAUAGGAAAGAAAAAAGAGCAGUACAACGAGAAGACGGAAAGAUUCCGCCAUCCGCCGUAGGAGUUGAAUCUUUGAUCAUGGCUGCUGCUUGCUACGAACUCAAGAUACUGUCUACAGGAGACAUGGUGCUUCAGCUGUCUCUUUUGGCUGUUAGGAAACGUUACCGGCACCUUGGGAUUGGCAGCUACAUAAUGGAGCUUUUGAAGACUCAGUCUAUAGUAGGGAAAUAUGAUACACUUGUUGCCCACGCUGACACUGAUGCAAAAGGUUUCUUCAAAUUCCACAGGCUCACCGAUGACCCUCUGCUGAAUGACCAGUUCAAGUACAGAUAAUGCAUCCCACAAUGC